UAGGAAGCCUCCAGCAGGCCCAGCCCUCCGUGUGCCAUGCCCUAUCCAGGUGGGACCAGCACGGCCACCAUCCUGUGUGCCCAGUCCAGCCCUCUGAGGGCAGCUGUGUGUCCCUGCUCCCACCUGACACCCAACCCUAACCCCACAGGCCACUCCCCGCCAGCUGUCAGCAGGGCCCUGCCCCGCCCGCAACCCCACAGGUGCCCAGAGGAUUGCUCCCUCCGAGGGCGUGCAGGCGGAAGCGGGGCCUGGUGGCCGGGCCUCCCCCUCCCCAGUUGCCGUGCCUAGAGAGCUUCGCACCCACGAGGCCGUGGGCCAUCGAUCAGUGGGCAGGUGUUGGGGGCUGGACCCCAGAUACCUUAGGGGCUCCCUUUAGCCCAGAGUUUGUGAGGUCGACUGUCCCUGUAGUACCUGCUAACAUGGGGACCAUACUGACCGUACUGCCCAGGGCCCCUCAUCUGACGGACCCACAGUGUGGCAGGUCCCGGCCUUCGGAGCCAAGGGCAUCGGUGACCUGCCCCUCUGCCAAGCUAGAAUAUUUCCUGCUCAGUAUCGUGUGUGGGAGGGGCCUGGAGGGAGGCUGUCACCAUGCAGUUCAUGGGUGUGCAGAGCUGCCCAGAGCAGCAGCAGCAGCCUCUGGACAUUGGAGGUGGGGAGCGCAAGAGUGUGCGCUUGCAUGGGGAAGCUGGACAUCCUGGGGACAGGAGGCUGCAGGCACUCAGGUGGUGCCCAUCUGGACCCAGGUACCUGGGGAGGGCUUGGCACCUCCAGCACGGCAGCGCAGAGGCCAGCAGGGCGGGGAGCCGCCCAUCUGCUCCUGCCCGGGCUGAACCGAGGCUUGAAUUCCGGGAGUUGUCUGCUGUGCGGGCCAGGGCUUGGGCCUUCUCCAGGCUUCAGCUCCAAGGCCUGCCAGGCCACCAGCUGCCCUUGGGCAGGUGUCCUGGAGAUGGGGGCUGGCAGGACCGGCCAGGUGCCCCCUGGACCCGGGUCCCCUCGUUAGACCCCAGGCCUGCCCUUGAGGCUGCAGAGAGCCCGUCACCUCGCGCCCAGCCACAGCCCCAACCUGGAGCCAGCGGGGCACACGCGUCCCCGGCCCACGGCGCGGCCCCUUUAAGUGCAGUCCUGCCAGUCGCCAUUGGGGGCAGCACUGAGCGGCCCGGCGGCCUCGCGCCGCUGCCUGGAAGCUUCUGCUGGUGCCGGGGACGCGGCGGCAGCGCGGGGGACGGCAGAGCUCGCCGGGCCUGCGCAGCCCACCGGGCAAGGUGGGGGAGCACCGCCCAGGAAAGGGGGUCUACCCAAGCCUGCCCAGUGGUCACUAGUGGGCGCAGAAGUUCGGGAACCACUGCAAUGACAUCCCUGUUCUGGCUGACCCGCCUCAUCCCAACAGAAAGUGGCACAGAAAGGAUGGUCUGGAUGAGGGGGCGGGACCUGAGUGGCCGGACAGCUGGCUUCCUCCUGCAGGUGCUUCUGACGCCAGCAUGGAGCAAGUCCCUGCGGCCUCGGCCAAGGCCCGUGGCCAGGGCUGCCCCGCCCACUGUGCCCCAGGGCGAAAGCCCCAAAAGGCCGAGUGAGCUGCAGCCUGGAGGCCUCUUUUAAGAUGACCCGCACGGACCCGCCGGACCUGCUGGUGUCGACCGUGUACCAGGACAUCAAGGUGGCGGCCCCGGGGCCCGUGUCGAGGCCCCCGCCAUGUGAGCGCCCAAUGGCCCGGCCUGCUGCGCCCGCGCCUUUCAACAAGCGCCACUGCCGCAGUUUCGAUUUCCUGGAGGCACUGGACCGGGAGGCCAUGGAGGCCCGUCCGGAGCCGCCGCCUCCGGAGCCCGCCGCGCCGCGCGCCCGAUCCCGCGACGGCGAGCCACGGCGCCGCGCCCGCUCCAAGAGCGCACCCCGCGCGGCCCCGGGCCUGGCGCCCGCACCCGCCUCGCCGCCUGUGCCGCCGCGCCGAGGCCGGGAGGCCCAGCGGGCGGCGCCGGCCGACGCAUCGCCCCGCCGGGAGCCCGCGUACCCCGCGCUGCGCGCGCUCGCCAACGAGCUGCACCCCAUCAAGCUGCAGCCUCAGCGGGGCGGCCCGGGCCGCAUGGCGCCCCUGUGCGCCGCCGCCAACCGCUGUGCGCCGGCCGAGCCACCCGCGGGGCCGGCCCCCCACGUCCGCUGCCGCCUGGACGUCAAGCCCGACGACGCGGUGCUGCAGCAUGCCGCCCGGAGCUCGAGGCCCUGCGGGCCCACCGAGACCGCGCCCUGGCCCCGCGCCGCCCCGCAGCUCCACGGCCUCACGGUGCCCGGGCCUCGCCACGUGGGGCUUUCGCUCACCCCCACCCCCAGUGACUCAUACUGCGCCGACCCCCGGGCGCUGUACUGCGAUGGGCCCCUUCUCGGGCCGCGAGACUACGCGGAGCGCCGGAGUCUGCCCUUCACCACCCCGCCGGGCCCCACCCAAUUCUUCUACACCGAGGAACCCGAGGGCCACCCCGGUGGCUUCAUGGCCAGCCCUGGACCGCCCUUCGACAGCUACUACCCCAGGCCCUUUCUGUCCGAAGAGCCACCCGGGCCCAGUCCAAGACACGGGGGCAUCUACUAUGCGGGGGAAGUUCGCACCUUCCCCGUCCAAGAACCACCCUCCCGUUCCUACUACGGGGAGGCCCCCCGAGCCUACGGCCCGCCCUGCGGCCCCCGCUACGCCCCCGAAGAGCCCCGGGCUCACCCCGCCGCCCGCCCCUUUUACACUGAGGACUUCGGGCGGUACCGCAAUCGAGACGCCCUGACGCGGACUUACCCGCACCCGCGCAGCAGCCCGGCCUGGGGCGACUGGGGCCCGAGGCCUUACCGCACCCUGCAGGUGGCGCCUCCUCCCCCGGACCCCGGCCCGUUGCUCGCCUCGUGGCACGGCGGCACCGGCACCAGCCCACCCCGGCUAGCGACCGACAGCCGCCACUACUCGCGCUCCUGGGACAACAUCCUGGCGCCCGCGCCGCGCCGCGAAGACCCACUGGGCCGCGGCCGCAGCUACGAGAACCUGCUGGGGCGCGAGGCACGGGAGCCGCGGGGCACAUCCCCCGAAGGCCGGCGUCCGCCCGUCAUAGUGAACCUGUCCACCUCGCCCAGACGCUACGCGGCGCUGUCGCUGUCCGAGACGUCGCUGUCGGAGAAGGGCCGUAUGGGCGAGGGCCUGGCCCGAAACUGGUACGUCACGCCGGAGAUCACCAUCACCGACAACGACCUGCGCGCGGCUGAGCGCCCGAGCGCCAGGAGCUGGGAGCUGCUGGGGAGUCGCCCGCGGCCGCCUCCGCCCGCCGUCCCCGAUGGCCCCGCCUCUGGCCGCCAGCGCAGCCUCGAACAGCUGGACGAGCUCAUCACCGAUCUGGUCAUCGACUCGCGGCCCCCAGCCGGCCAAGCGCCCGAGCCCGCGUCCGACGGCCUGGGCCGCCAGCUGCGGCGCCUGCUAGACUCGCGACCCUCGGGCGCCGGGGUCCCGACGCGGGCACCGCGCUCGCCACCCCUGUCUGCCGGCAGCGCUGAGGAGCCCGCGGGCCCGGGUCAGGCGGCCGACGCGUCCCCGGAGCCCAGCGCCGACGAGGAUGACCUGAUGACGUGCUCCAAUGCGCGCUGCGGGCGCACCGAGACCAUGUUCAACGCCUGCCUCUACUUCAAGUCCUGCCAUAGCUGCUACACCUACUACUGCUCGCGCCUCUGUCGCCGCGAGGAUUGGGACGCGCACAAGGUGCGCUGCGUGUACGGCCGCGUGGGCAGCGUGUGCCGCCACGUGUUGCAGUUCUGCCGCGACAGCGGCCCAGUGCACCGCGCCUUCUCGCGCAUCGCGCGCGUCGGCUUCUUGUCGCGCGGCCGCGGCGUUCUCUUCCUGGGCUUCCCGAGUCCCGGCUCCGCAGACAACUUCCUGCGCUUCGGCCUCGAGGGGCUGCUGCUGUCGCCCACCUACCUGUCGCUGCGCGAGCUGGCCAUGCACGCGGCGCCACUGGGCAGCUAUGCUCGGGAGCUGGCGGCCGCAGGCCGCCUCUACGAGCCGGCGGAGUGCUUCCUGCUCAGCGUGUCCGUGGCCGUGGGCCCCGGCGCUGUGCCACCCGGCGCCCCUGCCCGGCCAUCUCCCGCGCCGCGCAGCCCCGGACCCACGGUGCGCAAGUUCGCCAAAGUGGCGCUGGCGGCCGGCAGCCCAGCACGGCCGCCCCCGGCGCGGGGCCGCGAACCCGACAUGGAGACGUUGAUCCUGACGCCGCCGCCCGGCACUGCGGGCCUGGACCAGGACGGCGAGGCGGGCCGGCGAGCACGCGAGGUGGCCUUCAUCCACAUCCAGCGAGAGCUGCGGCUCCGCGGCGUCUUCCUACGCCACGAGUUCCCGCGCGUCUACGAGCAGCUCUGCGAGUUCGUCGAAGCCAACCGGCGCUUCACACCCACCACCAUCUACCCCACGGACCGGCGCACAGGCCGUCCCUUCAUGUGCAUGAUCAUGGCCGCCUCCGAGCCACGCGCGCUAGACUGGGUGGCCAGUGCCAACCUGUUGGAUGACAUUAUGUGAGCCGCGAGGGCGCGCCCGGGGCCCGCCCAGUCCACCCAGGGCCCACCCUGAACCCCAUCCAGUCCACCCGAGCCCUGCCCAGUCCACUUAGGCCCCGCCCAGCUCGCCAAAAGCUCCGCCCCAUUGCGUUCUCCACAGGCUCCGCCUUUCCCUCCGCCUUCCUGCGAACCCCCUUCCCCCCCAACCCCCAGACCAGUCCCGCCCGGCUCCCUCUCCCCCAGCUCGCCUUCGGGCCUCCCCAAGGGCCGGUCCUCGGCCGCUUGGUGCUCCCCGCUGGGAGGCGGGGUGGGUCUGAGGACCAGCCCGCCCUGCCUUUACGCGGAGGGGUCACUGCUGCAGAUCCCACCGCGCAUAAUCGGUUCGUCCGACCCCUGUCCGUCUGCAGGGCCUCCCUGGAACCUCUCCAACCCCGGCUCGCCCUGGUCCAGGAGCCCGAGUCGACCAAAGCCUAGUCCCGUCCCUUUAAACACACUCCCCACCCCGCCUCCUGUGGUCUGGGAUGCGUCCUGCUCAGAGGCCUUUCCCCUCUAGAGGACACCCUGAUUGGCCUCGGUGUGUCCGCAUCCCAAGCACGUCCUGGCCUGAUGGGCAGGGCCGGCGGGGACCUGCGCGUGGUGUCUCCGCUGGCCCCCAUCCCUGCUGUGCCGGACCAUGGCAAACUGACGGCGCUGCCCGCCCUGCUGCAGGGGUUGGGCAAGCAGCAGUGAAGGGGUACUCGGGGGUCCUCAGCCAAGGUGCAAGACACCCAGCCAGAGGGAAGGGCGUCCUGGGUGGGGGAAGCAGAGCGGACGUAUGGGUAGGGGCGCUGGCCAGACCUGAGACCUGGCUGGGCAUGAAUCGGGCUGCCUGCCCUCACCCGACAGGAUGGCCCUAGGCGUGUGCCAGGGCAGACCCGGGGUGCAAACGGCAGCGCAGGCCCUAACCACACAGGGAGGCAGGAAGCAUGUAUACAGGGAGGCAGGAAGCAGGUGCACAGGAUGGAUUUGCGGGAGGGGCCGAGGAGGCCGUCCAGCAGGGACCCUAUUCCUAGGCACAGGGAGGACCAAAGAAGAGGGGCGUUCCCAGUUUGGAGCAGGGCGGGGAAAGCGUGGAUGGGAGCAGGUUCGCCAGGGCGGUGGUCCACCGGAGGGGUGCGGGCGCGAUUAAACAAACGCCCCCGAACGCUCGCUCUAGCCGUGCCCUGUGGUGCGGCCAGGGGGCCCGGCUCCGGCCCUCGGGAGCGCACGCUCGAGUGUCCGUCCUUCCCCGCCCUACGCCGGGGUGCCCGCUGGCCCUGGCCCGGGCUCCAAGGAUGGCGAGUAACCUGGAGAGGGGGCAAGGCCGGGAGGCCGGAAGGGCCCUCCUGUAGCCCCCAGUCCCCCAUUGGGGCCAGGUGGGGCAUCGACUGAAUUAAAUUGUGGACCUCCCCCCCCAAACCCCGCCUCUGUUCCCGGCCCUCGCCCCUGACCGUGCACCCGCGCCCAUCUCACUCCCCUAAAUGCCUGUGCGCCCACCUCGGCUCCGCGCAUUUGCACCGGCCACGCGCCCCGCUUGCCCCACCCGCCUUCGCGGCCUCCCAAACUGGCCGCCGCGCCCCCCGGCCUGGGUGCCUCCGCCUUCUGCCCCGCGCCUGAGGGCCGGCCCUCCAGGAAGGACCCUGGGCCGGGAUUAUUUCCAGAGGGCGAGCGCUUUCGAACCAAGGAAAAUAAAACUCGAAUG
Messenger RNA from Globicephala melas (long-finned pilot whale), 6226 nucleotides. It is a transcript of the gene AJM1, whose product is annotated as apical junction component 1 homolog. Lineage: Eukaryota; Metazoa; Chordata; Mammalia; Artiodactyla; Delphinidae. Gene Ontology annotation, biological process: cell-cell junction organization. Gene Ontology annotation, cellular component: apical junction complex; plasma membrane. The record is from RefSeq and is a predicted model, not a curated record.